GUGUGGACAUUGUCAGCGCCUCCAGCCAACUUGGAAUGAUUUGGGAGAUAAAUACAACAACAUGGAAAACCCACAGGUCUAUGUUGUUAAAGUGGAUUGUACUGUAGAUAUUCCACUGUGCUCUGAAUUUGGCGUGCGAGGAUACCCUACGCUAAAGUUGCUUAAACCAGGACAAGAACCUCUGAAAUACCAAGGCCCUAGGGACUUCCAGGCACUGGAAAACUGGAUGUUGGAGAAACUAAAUGAGGAACCAUCUGACCCUGAAUCUGAUGUGGAAGCACCAAAAGCCCCUGAACCUAAGCAGGGAAUGUAUGAACUCUCAGCAGACAAUUUCAAGAUGCACAUAGCAGAAGGUAAUCACUUCAUCAAGUUCUUUGCCCCUUGGUGUGGUCACUGCAAGGCUUUGGCCCCAACCUGGGAACAGUUGGCUCAAGCCUUUGAGCAUUCGGAAACUGUCAAAAUUGGUAAGGUCGACUGUACCCAGCAUUAUGAAGUCUGCUCUGAAGCCCAAGUUCGUGGUUACCCCACACUCCUCUGGUUUAGGAAUGGUGAAAAGGAUGACCAGUACAAAGGGAAGAGGGAUUUUGAUUCCUUGAAAGAAUACGUGGAUUCCCAGCUACAGAGCUCUGGAAAAGAGCCACCAGCAGAUAAACCUGUUGAAGCCCCACAGCCACCUGCAGAGCCCACCCCUGUCGAGGGGCAGGCUGCAGUGCUCUCUCUCUCUGAAAAAGACUUUGAUGCAACCAUUGCUAGGGGGAUCACUUUUAUUAAAUUCUACGCUCCAUGGUGUGGUCACUGUAAGAACUUGGCUCCAACCUGGGAGAACCUUGCCAAAGAGCAAUUUCCAGGUUUGACUGAUGUCAAAAUAGCAGAAGUGGACUGCACUGUGGAACGUAACGUCUGCAACAGAUUUUCUGUACGUGGUUAUCCUACACUUCUGCUUUUCCGAGGUGGAAAGAAAGUCAGUGAACACAAUGGAACGAGAGACCUUGAAUCACUACAUAACUUUGUCUUGCGUCAGGCAAGGGAUGAACUGUAAUAAAAGUCUGGAUGCUCUGUC
Messenger RNA from Pyrgilauda ruficollis (rufous-necked snowfinch), 1060 nucleotides. It is a transcript of the gene TXNDC5, whose product is annotated as thioredoxin domain containing 5. NCBI's taxonomy places the organism in Eukaryota, Metazoa, Chordata, Aves, Passeriformes, Passeridae. Gene Ontology annotation, molecular function: protein disulfide isomerase activity. Gene Ontology annotation, cellular component: endoplasmic reticulum. The record is from RefSeq and is a predicted model, not a curated record. The transcript is spliced from 9 exons. Gene Ontology annotation, biological process: protein folding. Bases 62 to 1039 code for a protein of 325 amino acids.